UGAAACAACUUGUUAUAUAUACCCUUCAAUUCCCACUGAAGCCUAGAUGAUCUGUUUCCUAUAUCACUAUUUUAUUCCCUUCCAUUUUCUUCAUUUCUCCCCAACCUAUUAGCUUACCCCAAAAAAUACUAGCAAUAGCAUUAGCAGUAGUAGUAGUACCAUUUCACUGCAACAUUCUGAUAAAACUCUCACUUCACUCUCCCUUCUCUUCUUCUUUCCCAUUCCUCUGUUCCAAUAACCCAUAAUUAUUAUUAUUUUGAAAUAUAAAAGAGAGUGAUUUAAACUUAGUACUAGCCAUGGAUAUUGAUAUGCUCAAAUCAUCAUCAGCUUCUGAAGAUCAAACGGAAAUGAUGCUCAUGAUGCAAUUGGACAAAUUUCCUGACUUCUCUACUGGUAACUGUUCUGAAUUCCCAAUUAUGGAGUAUAGUCCACAAGGAAGUUGCAACAGCAACAACAACAACUACAAUUUCCAUCAAAUUGACCAAAAUUCACCUAAUUUCCUCAACAUGCCUUCUACUAUUUCAUUCACAAACUCACCUCCAGUCAAUCAAAAUCCUAAUUUCUUAGCCAAUUCGGGUGGAUUUACUUCGAAUUCGAUGAAUCGGAGUAAUAUGGCAGCAAUGAGAGAAAUGAUAUUCAGAAUUGCAGCAAUGCAGCCAAUUAACAUCGAUCCCGAAUCAGUUAAACCACCAAAGAGAAGGAACGUGAAAAUAUCGACGGAUCCACAAAGCGUGGCGGCGCGACACAGGAGAGAAAGGAUAAGUGAAAGGAUAAGAAUAUUACAAAGAUUAGUACCAGGUGGAACAAAAAUGGACACUGCAUCAAUGUUAGAUGAAGCAAUUCAUUAUGUCAAAUUUUUGAAAAAUCAAGUUCAAUCACUGGAAAGGGCAGGUGCAACUAGGCCAGCUAAUGGUACUGCUGCUGCUGCAGGAUUAGGAUUCCCUGUACCAAUGUCUUUGAGUGGGAAUUAUAAUUUGCCGGUGACUUCAAAAAGUUAUAUGCCUAGUACUACUCAUUAUCAUCAUCAUCAUCAAAAUAUUCAACAAUAUGCAGAUGUUUAAUUAGUUUGAUAAAAGAAUUAAAAAGAAAGAAUUGUACUAAUUAGUU
Messenger RNA from Solanum dulcamara, 1107 nucleotides. Its product is annotated as transcription factor HEC2-like. Gene Ontology annotation, molecular function: protein dimerization activity; DNA-binding transcription factor activity. Bases 297 to 1061 code for a protein of 254 amino acids. The record is from RefSeq and is a predicted model, not a curated record. The transcript is spliced from 2 exons. NCBI's taxonomy places the organism in Eukaryota, Viridiplantae, Streptophyta, Magnoliopsida, Solanales, Solanaceae. Gene Ontology annotation, biological process: regulation of DNA-templated transcription.